Strongylocentrotus purpuratus (purple sea urchin) is the source of this 1037-nucleotide messenger RNA. RefSeq lists its product as uncharacterized. NCBI's taxonomy places the organism in Eukaryota, Metazoa, Echinodermata, Echinoidea, Camarodonta, Strongylocentrotidae. The coding region runs from base 114 to 605 and encodes 163 amino acids. Gene Ontology annotation, biological process: box C/D snoRNP assembly. Gene Ontology annotation, molecular function: box C/D methylation guide snoRNP complex binding. The transcript is spliced from 4 exons. The record is from RefSeq and is a predicted model, not a curated record.
GAUCACAUGUACACAAUAUCGCGUGGUACCGUACCGUACGUGAUCCUGAAAGCUGUAAAAAAUUGUCUUCAAACGACUGUGAAUCAUCCAUACAGGGUCAAUUUAUUUAGAAGAUGAAUCCUUCACAAGAACUACUCAAUAUUGGGGAGAAAAAUAUUCAGGAUUCCUUACUGAUCAAGAAAAGUAAACCAUUCAAGAUGGGGCCUUCAUCAGUACUGGGCAGAGUGAAGUCUUUUUUACCACAAAUGGAGGUGGCCAACAAGCAGCUUGAAGAGAAGAUAGCGGAUGGUGCCAUGGAGGACCUAGACAUUGAAAAUGUUGAUGAUUGUGAAGGACCCAUUAUUGAAAUGAACCUUGCCUUGUGUGCACAUGAUGAAAAUUCAGAUGACGAGGAGGAGGAGGAAAGUGAAGAAGAUGAGAGUGACAGUGACGAGGACAACCGUGUAGGACUGCAAUGUGACAAGUCAGAUUUAGGAGAUGCUACCCUCUCAGAACUCAAGCUACCUGGUAAAGGAAAGAAGCCUAAAGAUGGAAGGACAUUGAUUGAAGUAAUGCCGGGAGAGUUGUCGGAUGAUGUAGGAUGUAAUGAAGGUGAUAAGACAUAGCUUUAUGGAAAUAGAAUAUUGAUGCACAAACUUUCAUGCAGAGGAGAGAGUGCUCGUUGAAGAAAUUCCAAAGACGCUCUUCAAUCCAAAGCCAACCGGUUUCUAAAGUUAUAUCUGAAAUGAAUAUCAUUAUAUCACUAGGUAACAUUAUGGUUCCCUGUUGUAGUGUUUUAGAUUUCAUCUUGAUACAACCAGUGGUAUAGGAUCAAUCUCUAUGAUUCUGAAUUUCAAAGAAGAGGACAAUGUCUUCGUCCAAACAUUCAAUACAAGUUUGAAAUUCAGAAAGGAUUUGAUGCCGACAGCACUUAAAAGGGUUGAACUUCUGGAUAGAUUCCUCAAAUACUAUCCUGUGAGGAAAAGAACUCUAUGAGGCAACUGUAUAACAAAACAAGACAAAAAAAUGAUUUAGACUGAAUUACAUAAUCACAUGAA